AUGACUGAACAGACGUUAAAAGAUCCUCAGGAGAAUAGCACUUUUACGAAAAAGCUCAGAGAAGUUAGCGAAUGCCCUCCCAAUCAGCUGAAGAAUGUUGCCGGGACAUAUAACGUGAGCGGCCUUAAUUUCAUUCUCUUUAUGCAUUCUAUGGCUGGUUUGCCGGGUUCUAUUUCCAACGGUGACAGUCCAUCAAUCAGUAGCACGGCCAGCGCCACCUCGACCAGCUUCUCUAGCUCACAGAACUCUACAUUCAGUACGGCACAUCCUGGCUGUCGUCCUUCGAUUGCCUCAGGUGAUUGCCCACCAGGGGCUUCCUGGACUCGAACCUUAUCUCGGCAGCCCUCGUUCGAUCAUGGCGGUGAAGGUUGUUUGUCAUCCACCCAGGUUAAACAACGUCUUAGAGCCUACGUUCUUAACCGUCGCAGACGCGUGACGCCUAUGGAACGAUGUCGUCGUGCGGAAGAAAAGUUCAAUUCCUCACUCCCAGCUCCUGUAAACCUACACUACUCCUCUACCCAUGAUCAGUUUUCGGAGGGAGGACGGUAUUGGCACAGUGCUGACUCAGCGACAUCGAAAGACGAGGAUUCCCUUAUUCAUGGAUCUGACUUCCGCCGCGAUUCACUUGAGCUCCCUUCUAACACAGACCCUCCUCGCCUCAAUCUGGGACCUCGCAGAUCCUCCGCAACCGAUGCGCUACUCCCCAGCCAUCGUUCCUAUCUUGGAUCCACAGGACCAAGCAAUUCUGGAUGCUAUCGAACAUCUCACCGGUCACUUGGCUCUGAAAGAUUCGCAUACCGGUGCACAGUUGAAGGAGUCACUCCUUACUCGAUUGCAUUUGGCUGCUGGCUUGGGCAGCACAGAUAUUCGAAAGACAUUAACUCCUGGCCACUCCGUCAACUACUACCUCGCCUUCUGCUGGACAAGACUGGACUUGAAAACCAGCAAGUUUACAACCCACAACUACGAUCGGAUCAAUCCUCAGUUUUACCUCCUGCCUCUUCUACGAUAAGUCCACGCCGUCACAGUUUAGACUAUCGAACUUUGCAGUCGACCACAACCUCGAUCGGACUGCUCAGUGGGUCACGCUCUAUUCCUUUGGAACCGUUGCUGGAACCUCCAUUCGUGAUGGAUUCCAGCGGAUCUUCUGGGGACCGAGUGGAUUCGAAAGGAGCUCCUGCCCCCGGACAGGCUUCCUUGCGUUUCCCAAUCGGCGCCCAUGGAACCCAUGACACUCCGACCCACCUGGCGACAUUGAGCGUUAAGUCGAAAAUCAAAACAUACCUGGACGCCCUACCUCAUUCAACUUCUGUGAGGUCACCCACGCAACUUAUUCCAAACCAGCUUUCGAUUUCUGCCAUAUCGGAUUCCUCGUCCUCCUAUCUCAAGGAUUCGACUUCCGUCCGGGACACGGAUGAAGUUGCCAUGGAUUGGGAAACGGAAGUGUCCGAGUCAGUGCAUCCUGAGGAUAAGCCAGUCCAUCCGGCUGUUGCAGUCCAGCCAGACAUGCCAGUUUUGACUUCCCAUACUUGUGACAUUUCCAGCCCGAUUUUAAGUCGGUGGCUCCGUCUACCUGUGGAAACUUGGUCUUACGACUCAUGUGACCUUGAAAAAUCCCCGCUAGCUGAUCCCCACUGUCGGCCGACUGCACUGGCCUUCGACCCGGAUAUGUUGGAACAUCGCUGUCUGUGUCCCAAGGCAUCCGAUUUGGAUACUCAUCCAGAAUCUCCUGAACGCAUGCGACCUGUGCUAGAGCGCCUUUUGGAUACUUUCCUACACAUUCCCUCAAAUAUUCAGCUUCAACCCAUCGACUUGUUGCACAUGCUUCAAUCUGCCGUUGCUACUGAGAAUCCGACGUUGCAGCAAGAACUAAAUCAGCUGACAGAUUGGAAUCCAACGGUGCUUCGGGAACUACUGUCUCGUAUUCCUUUGAUUGGAUUUUGCCGUCUUGUCCGUGCACGAAUGGCUUCUGAGGCAUGUACCGCCAUCGCUGAGUCUUUGACCAGCGUUUGCUAUUCUUCUGCAUUCUUUGGUGGUUUGUUAAUCCUUCUUUUAUGCUCACCAAUUCUGGAGGAGAUUUGUACGUUUCAUUCCAAAGAUUACGUGGUUGCGUUUGGCAACCCGCAUAACCCAGUUUUGGAACCCAGUCUGUUGUUAUCACUAUUCAAUCCUUCCCCUGCGGGGCAAGACACAAAGCCCGCAGACGCUGUGCAGAAACUGAUGCAGCGGCUGUGCAAGCUGAACUGUGGUGGGAUCGGUGUGGAUUCAGACACCGUGUGGAAUCCGUCGAGUACUGCUCGUGCGGCACGACUGGCCGUAGGCCAGGUGCUUUGCUUGGCUACAAAAGUCGCCAAAAAUGAAAUUCGCAAUGGUUUCGCCUUAGUUCGUCCUCCGGGGCACCACGCCGAACCUGGACAAGCCAUGGGAUUCUGUUACUUCAACUCGGUUGCGAUCACAGCGUUACGCUUACUUCGCUCUCAAUUGGUAUCCCGUGUACUCAUUCUAGACUGGGAUAUUCACCAUGGAAACGGGACCAAAUUGGCUGCAUUACAACAUCCUGGACUACUAUACAUUAGCAUUCAUCGGUAUGAUGGAGGGAAGUUCUUUCCCGGGACUGGUGCCGCAAACGAGGGGCCCGUUAGUCCGAAGCAUGGGGACUUGAACUUGACUUCAAGCUCUGAGGGACGUUCUCAACUGAUCAAUAUUGCCUGGGAAACCCCAUCUGCGUCAGAUGUGAAUUCUACUGUUCUGUCAAUGUUAGAUGCAGUGGAUCGGCGUGAAAUCUGGCGACAGUCCUGCGAACGACAAAAACUGUAUCGUAAAACCAGUUCCCGCUUAAUCGUCGCGGGCCUUCACUCCCCGGAGACAUCAUCCAGCUCAGUCUUUUCGAACCAGGCGAGUGUGUUACACCGCGAUCCAACAGAUUUACCUGUGUGUCACUGCCGAUUGGAUGCUAACGAGCAUCCGCACAACAGCACUGUCCAACCAUGCUCCGUCUGUCUAUCCCAUUCGAUACGAUCCUCUAUAGCCUCAUCUAUUCUCUCCGGAUCGUCUUUCCUUCCGACCAGUUCGGGAAGCACUGCACUUGAAGACUGUCGGACAGCCGGUUCAAACCCUGACCGACCACAUGCAGCCGAUCCCAUUACGCCACACCGACCACUUUUGGGUUUGAGUGACGCAGAAUAUUUGGCCGCGAUGCGAUGUGUGGUCAUUCCAGUAGGCCAUGAAUUUCAACCCGAUGUGAUUCUCAUAUCUGCUGGAUUCGAUGCUGCCCGGGGCCAUGGGGAAGCACUCGGUGGUUAUUCCGUCUCACCAGGCUUAUUCGCAUGGAUCACCCGGCAGUGUAUGUCGCUGGCCAAUAGUCGGGUGGUGCUUGCACUGGAGGGCGGUUACCAGCCUGUGGUUGUUAGCGAAUGUAUCACGAACUGUUUGAAUGCCCUACUUCUCCCCGAGCCUGCACGAAAGUGGAUCCCGUAUUUGGGUGACGGGAGCGCCGCUGUUUCGAAUCCAAUGGGCACUGCGCCCGAAGCCUUUCUGGAUGCAUUUCACAACGCUUCAGAUUGGAUUUCUAAGUUGGAAUUAGACCGUGCUCCCUGUCCGGAAGCCGUUUCCAAUCUGCUCGCUACCAUUCGUUACCAGGCCAAAACUGGAUGGCAGUGUUUACAAAAUGUGUGCAGUCAUAAUGUAGCAAUGUCUUUCUCAGAGGCAAUAGAUUUGGAACAGCGGGUUAGAGUUCUGCCAAUGGACGCGGGCUCACACACGCGUGAAGCGGAGUCGCAUUAUUCUUGUGCCUCUCCACUAACCAAUGGGAUCGCACAGCUCCGAAUGGAUCAGCAAUAAUUGGUUGCCGCUACUUCGCUACUUCCCUUGGCACUUUCUGCCAAUCGCAUCGUCUGCGACUCAACAUACGCUGCGCCCACCUUUCUCUCAUUAGUCUGUACAGCCUUUGAUUCUCCCUGUCUUUGCGCAUCCUAAUCUAACCCCGUCAGGUGUCACCGUGCAUUCGUUUGACCCUACACUCCUCUACUGACGCGCCACUUACUAUUCCUAUCUAUCGGUGUGCGUUCUUACCUUACUAAAGUGAUAUGAUCUGUACAUAACUGUUUUUAUUUAGGCCCCUACAUCCCAUGAUAGUAAGUUUGAAUUUUUUCAUUUUGUCAACAAACGAUUGAUUUUUCUUUUUUUCUAUGCCCAUGUGUUCUUUUUUAUUCUUGCGAUAUCACGCUACCACUACCACUGCUGAUGUCGCACGAUGCUUUCCUUUGAUGAUUUAUCCAUAUUCUUCAAUUUUUCACCUCGCCGUGACCCCAGCCAACGUUGCUGAAUUGUCAUCACUUGUACUUCUUUCUUUCUUUCUUUCAUUGUUUUUUUUCUUUUACUUUCUCUUUUGCUUAAAACUAAGAGUCGGACAUAUCUGACCAGUGGCGUCAUAUUGGUUUCCAUCCCAUUUGUCCGUUUGACUUUUUCUCAGGAAUGCUGUCGGCGACAUUCAUAUUUUUCCUGUUUGUCCUCCCCCGUUUUUGGUUUUGACGAGAACGACCAUUUGACUAACUAUGAUCCGAUGACGAAUGAUCUGGUUCAACAUGAUUUUCCAUACCAACCAAAUAGUCAGACUUUUUUCUUGCCUUUACAUCCCUGACCUGAACGGUGUUCAAUUUUCUACCUUACUCAGAAACCAAUACAACUGCC
This is a messenger RNA of Opisthorchis viverrini, 4689 nucleotides long. RefSeq lists its product as hypothetical. The transcript has 15 exons. The coding region runs from base 1 to 3840 and encodes 1279 amino acids. Gene Ontology annotation, molecular function: histone deacetylase activity. NCBI's taxonomy places the organism in Eukaryota, Metazoa, Platyhelminthes, Trematoda, Opisthorchiida, Opisthorchiidae. The record is from RefSeq and is a predicted model, not a curated record. Gene Ontology annotation, biological process: chromatin organization. Gene Ontology annotation, cellular component: histone deacetylase complex.